Messenger RNA from Cryptococcus wingfieldii CBS 7118, 675 nucleotides. Its product is annotated as orotate phosphoribosyltransferase. The record is from RefSeq and is a predicted model, not a curated record. Bases 1 to 675 code for a protein of 224 amino acids. Gene Ontology annotation, biological process: 'de novo' pyrimidine nucleobase biosynthetic process; pyrimidine ribonucleoside biosynthetic process; pyrimidine nucleotide biosynthetic process. Gene Ontology annotation, molecular function: orotate phosphoribosyltransferase activity. Gene Ontology annotation, cellular component: cytoplasm. The transcript is spliced from 3 exons. Lineage: Eukaryota; Fungi; Basidiomycota; Tremellomycetes; Tremellales; Cryptococcaceae.
AUGUCCUCUUCCCUCGAUCCCGCCAAGGUCGCAUUCAUUGAAUCCGCCAUCAAGCACGGUGUUCUCCUCUUCGGCGACUUUACCCUCAAGUCUGGCCGCAAAUCACCAUACUUUUUCAAUGCCGGCUUGCUCUACUCCUCGUCGCUUCUGACAGCUACGGCCAAUGCCUAUGCCAAGAUCCUGGCCGACUCGCGAAUCCCUGAUUUCGACGUCCUGUUCGGCCCGGCUUAUAAGGGUAUCUCUUUAGCUGCUGUCAGCUCUGUGGCCUUGUACCAGCAGACUGGAAAGGAUAUUGGCUACUGCUAUAACCGAAAGGAGAAGAAGGACCACGGAGAAGGCGGUACCAUGGUCGGCGCGCCGCUCAAGGGCCGAAUCGUCAUCAUCGACGACGUCCUCACCUCUGGCAAGGCCAUCCGCGAAGCCAUCGCCAUCCUCCAAGCCUCCCCCGACGCCAAACUCGUCGGUAUCGUCCAGCUCGUCGACAGGCAAGAGAAGGGCCAAGGCGGUAGCGGGAAGAGCACGGUGCAGGAGGUGGAGGAGGAGUUUGGGGUACCGGUGGAGCCGAUCAUUGGGCUGGAUGAUAUUAUUGCGUACUUGGAAAGCUCGGGCAAGUGGGAGAAGGAACUGAAGGAUGUGACGAGGUAUAGGGAGGAGUAUGGUGUCAAGAGGGCGUAG